CAUUCUCAGUAACAAAACACUACGCGGACCGAACGCGCGCGUUCCAUUUUCAAAAUAAACAAAUGAGUGUCGAUUGAUAAAACGCACGUUGUGGCCGUGAAAAGUCGAAUGUUUUGUUUGAAUUUUGUUUUUUGAAACAGUUAACGGCUUUUCGCGGGAAUCUGUGUCCGCGUUGUUGUAACAGGCUGAUUUUUAGUUUUUUUUUUUGUUGAACGCGGUUUUUACGAUAACCCUGUUUUCGGUGCGCUAAAAUGAGGUGUUAUCUUCGUGAUGUGCUUGUGUUUCAAAACUGAUGGAAAAUCGAUGUACAACAAAAACAUGGUUUAGGAUCGAUUUGUGACUAAAAUAUCUCAGUAUCAGCUCAACUAUCAAUGUGGACGGACGUGCUCUGAGAAAGAAGCGAGAGAGAAAAAUAAACAGUGAAAAUGGAUAAGGACAACAAAAUGGAAAGGUUGAAAAACCGCCUAAUUAGGAUACAAGGGAAGAUCCAAGACAGAAUGGAAGAUUUUCAAGACCAAGUCCAAAACAAAUACGAGAAGUCAAAGAUAUCGAAAUUCAUAUCUCACAUAUCAGAAGACCGGAGUUCUAUUGAAGGAGACUCGAAUGAAGAUAAAACCACAGAUGGUGAUAAUAUCUCCACAGAAUCCGGUAAAAUAGCAGUAAGUGAUAGUAGAAGAACCAGCAUUAUUCCCUCUGUGGUGGUUGAUGAGCCAGCAGAUAGCGAUAAGCAGAUUUGUGAGGACUUUAUAAGUGUAGAAAGAGAUGGAGUUUUGUACAAAAGAAGGAGCUUGUCUACUUCGGACCUAGCAUUUGAUGACAACAGUGAUAGCACGAGUGAAUCCUGUGUGUCUUGUUUGUCUUCUAGCGAUGAGAGAGCGAUAGAACCUCGUCCCAGAGCUGGAAGUCUACCUCCAGGAGCGAAUCUGGAGCUUCCAUCAGCGUUUUCCACGUACACCGACAUCAUUGAGAGAAUCGGCCACAGGUUCCCUAACUUGAAGAGCAAGAGCGACAGAUUUCAUAGGUACCUACUCAAGAACACGCGGCUGAGUGACGUGAACAAACGGCUGAAGGCUCAGAUCUGGAGCUCCGUCGUCACCAUCGUGCUGGUGGAAGCGAAGAACCUGCCUGCUAUGGACAUCGACACUAGAUCCAGCGACCCUUACUGCAAGUUCAGGUUAGGCAACGAAAAAUACAAGAGCAAGGUGGUGUGGAAGACUCUCCAUCCGUCUUGGUUGGAGCAGUUCGACCUUCACCUGUACGAUGACCAGGAACAGAUAUUGGAGGUCACCGUUUGGGAUAAGGACAAGCAGACGAAAGACGACUACAUUGGAAGGUGCACAAUAGACCUAUCAAAAUUAGAGAGAGAAAUAACACACAACAUUUGGCAAGACUUAGAAGAUGGAAAUGGUCAGAUAUUUCUUUUGUUAACGAUAAGUGGGACCACUCAGUCGGAAACUAUUACAGAUUUGGCGAGUUAUAGAGAAAAUCCGAGAGACAUAGAAAUAAUUGAGAGGAGAUACGCGUGGCAUCGCUUAAAUGAAAAUUCUAGCGGAGUUGGCUGGCUUUGCGUCAAAGUUUACGGUGCUAAAGGAUUAGCGGCUGCGGAUUUGGGUGGCAAAUCGGAUCCAUUUUGUGUACUAGAACUUGGAAAUGCCAGGCUACAAACGCAUACUGAGUACAAAACUUUAGCACCGAAUUGGAUGAAGAUAUUCACUUUCACAGUUAAGGACAUAAGUUCUAUCCUAGAACUUACAGUGUAUGAUGAAGACCAUGAUCAUAAAGUUGAGUUCUUAGGGAAAUUAGCAGUACCACUGCUAAAUAUUAGAAAUGGAGAAAAGAGGUGGUAUGCUCUAAAGGACAAAAAAAUGAGAGCCCGAGCAAAAGGAAACUAUCCACAAAUACAAUUAGAGAUGACUGUAAUUUGGAAUCCGUUGAAAGCAGCAAUCAGAGUUGUAAAUCCAAAAGAACCAAAAUACAUGCACCAAGAAGCUAAAUUUAAGAGACAGUUGUUCAUUAGAAAUGUUAUGAGGUUAAAAGCUAUUAUAAUGUGGUUCAUUGAAGUUGGGAAAAUAUUACAAGACUGUUUUGAAUGGGAGUCAAGAAUCCGAUCAUUCUUUGGGCUCUUGGUUUGGCUUGCAUUCUGUUAUUAUUAUGAAAUGUGGAUGUUGCCGUUUCUUAUUCUCGUCUUCUUUACUAGAAAUUGGCUCAUCUAUAGACUGACAGUUCCGUUAAAACCCAUCCCACGAAAAUCACAGAGUAGUUCAUGGACAUGCCUAUCCAUUUUUCGUAGAGGCAAUCCUUUACUAGUACCGGUUGAUGACGAAGAUUUGCUAGCAGAAGAAGACGAUGAAGAUGAUGGUGAUAAGGAGGAAAAAAAAUCUUUAAAAGAAAGACUGCAGGCAAUCCAAGAAGUUACACAGACUGUGCAAAAUGCUAUUGGAUACGUUGCAUCUUUAGGAGAAGCUGUUAAAAACUUAAUGAAUUUCACAGUGCCAUAUCUGAGUUAUAUAGCAAUAAUAAUGUUGUUUGGAGCAAUGUUAGUUCUGUAUGUAAUACCAUUAAGGUAUCUUUUAAUGGCGUGGGGUAUUAAUAAGUUUACUCGAAAGAUUUUAAGACCACACACGAUACCAAACAACGAAGUCUUAGACUUACUUUCGAGGAUACCAGACGAUGAAACACUUUUGGACUGCCGAGAGCUAAAACCACACCCUCCGAGUGAACACCGACGGGAUGCAAGAAAGAAACACAAAGUGUCGUAACACAGUCCGUUAACGAUCCGGGAAAGGAUCAGACGUUUUAUUUCUAAGGCAACUAGUACGAAAAACAACAAGGAAUAACUUAGCUAUCCGAUCGACUUGCCAAACAGUUAAAAGUGAUGAUAAACCCAUUGUGAUUUUCCCUAUCCAUAUCUUAAAUAGCAAGCAAGAUAUUAUAGAUUUUAUAUUUAAAAGACUUUCACGAACGGAUUAGUCUGGUGAAAGCUACUUAAAAAAAGAUUGCAAUAUAAUAUUGUUGUUUUUAAAACCGUAUAAUAAAAAUUAUGAUACAUGUAGGUACCUAUUUAUAAACUAUGACUAUCAUAAUAAUUUGCACAAUGUUCAUGAAAAUUGGGCAGGUUCCAUUUGUCCACAAAUUCCAUAAUCAUUAAGUACAUUAAUUAAAAAAAGAAUCCAUAUUUUUGUUACAAAAAUAAUUACAAACAUUAUUUUUAAGGUUUUCCUAUAUUUUGUGUGCUUGAUUGUAGCUGGAGGAGUUCAGAUUGUGGUAAUAAACUGUGAUUCUGAAAGAUCUAAUGCUAAAUUAAUUAUUGAAUUAAUUGUAGCAGUCAACAUGACACCAACUACUGAUAAGGUUAGGAUAAUAAAAGCUGCUAUGGAGUAUGGUCCAAUAAUACCUAUCUAUGCGCCAUGAACAAAUAACACAGUAAGUGAGAUAGUUUGCUAGAAAAAUAACAAAAACUAAUUUUCGUCCUCUAUUGAAAACCUCCAUAGCGCUCUGAAGUAUAAAAUUAUAAAUGCAUGUAAGUCC
Molecule: messenger RNA, 3528 nt
Organism: Ostrinia furnacalis (Asian corn borer)
Lineage: Eukaryota; Metazoa; Arthropoda; Insecta; Lepidoptera; Crambidae
Gene: Mctp
Product: multiple C2 domain and transmembrane region protein
Exons: 17
Coding region: 426-2759 (777 amino acids)
Biological process (GO): regulation of neurotransmitter secretion
Cellular component (GO): synaptic vesicle membrane
Molecular function (GO): calcium ion binding
Source: RefSeq, a predicted model, not a curated record